Solanum verrucosum is the source of this 2024-nucleotide messenger RNA. Its product is annotated as protein NRT1/ PTR FAMILY 3.1-like. Gene Ontology annotation, cellular component: plasma membrane. Gene Ontology annotation, molecular function: transmembrane transporter activity. Lineage: Eukaryota; Viridiplantae; Streptophyta; Magnoliopsida; Solanales; Solanaceae. The transcript has 4 exons. Bases 79 to 1929 code for a protein of 616 amino acids. Gene Ontology annotation, biological process: transmembrane transport. The record is from RefSeq and is a predicted model, not a curated record.
GUCAAUAAAUAUCCCCUACAUCUAUAGGGAAUUUCUCAAAAUUGCUUGCAUUUCUUAACUAAGAGUAGGUAGCUAGUCAUGAUGAGUGAAAAUAUGAAGGUGGCCAAGCAAGAGCUAGUUGUUCAAGAAAAUGGCAAGAAAGAAGAAGAUGAGACAAUUGAAACUGAAAAAAGGAAGCUUGGAGGAAUGAAAACAAUGCCCUUUAUACUUGCAAAUGAAGUAUGUGACAGAUUUGUGGGUGCUGGAUUUCAUAGCAACUUGAUAACAUACCUAACACAAGUGCUAAAUGUGCCUUUAAUAAAAGCAUCUAAUACACUAGCCAACUUUAGUGGUGUUUCAAAUUUCACUCCACUUAUUGGUGCUCUUGUUGCUGAUUCAUUUGCUGGUCGAUUUUGGACUAUUAUUGUUGCUUCCAUUAUUUAUGAAAUGGGACUGAUCAGCAUAACUAUCUCAGCAAUCAUGCCACAACUCCGUCCUCCACCAUGUCCAACUCAGGAGAAUUGCAAAGAAGCUUCGAAUUCGCAGCUUUGGGCACUCUACAUUUGCCUACUUUUGACAUCUAUUGGUACAGGAGGCCUUAGACCUUGUGUAGUUACCUUUGCUGCUGAUCAAUUGGACAUGAGGAAAUCUAAAGUAGAAUCGCGAAAGUGGAACUUUUAUAAUUUGUUCUAUUUCUGUGUCACAAUGGCUACGUUAACUGCAUUAACUGUUGUCGUUUAUAUACAAGAUAACGUAAAUUGGGGAUGGGGUCUUGGACUUCUAACAAUUGCUAUGGCAUUGUCUGUUGUCGUGUUUGUUGUUGGAUCUCCAUUUUACAGAAAAGUAGAACCAGGAGGAAGUCCAUUAAUCAGAUUGACACAGGUUAUUGUUGCCUCAGUGAGGAAGAGAAAAGUCGUUGUUCCAGACGAUGAUCGUCUCUUAUACGAGAACAGAGAGCUUGAUUCUGCUAUCUCACAUGAUGGAAGGCUUUUGCAUACUAAUCAGUUCAAGUGGAUUGAUCGAGCUGCUGUAGUAACCGGCGAUGACAUGAAAGAGUCGUGCCAGCCAAAUUUAUGGAGGCUAGCUACCGUUCAUAGAAUGGAAGAGCUGAAAUGCAUCUUAAGGAUGCUGCCAAUUUGGGCUGCAGGGAUAUUACAUUUUGCUUCACAUUCACAUGUAGGCAGCUUUACAAUCCAACAAGCGCGAAGUAUGGAUCGUCAUUUGUCCCACAGCUUCCAAAUACCUCCAGCCAGCAUGUCUAUUUUUAGCGUCCUAACGGUGCUUAUUGGCCUUGUGCUUUAUGAGCGCUUCUUUGUUCCUUUUGCUCGUCGAUUCACAGGACACAAAUCAGGCGUUACAUGCUUACAGAGAAUGGGAAUAGGAUUCGCCAUUAAUAUUCUUGCUACUGCAACUUCAGCACUAGCUGAGAUUAAGCGUAAAAAAGCAGCUGCAGAUCAUAACUUACUUGAUCAGCCAACGACUCAUGUCAUUCCUAUUAGCGUGUUCUGGUUGGUUCCGCAGUAUUGCCUUCACGGAGUAGCUGAAGUCUUCAUGAGUGUUGGACACCUUGAAUUUCUCAUUGAACAAUUCCCUGAAAGCAUGAGAAGCACUGGAGCUGCACUUAACUCGUUAGCUUCGUCGUUUGGAAAUUACUUAGGUACAUUUAUAGUAACUCUAGUUCAUCAAUAUACCGGAAAAGAAACGAAUUGGCUACCAGAUAGGAAUCUCAACAGAGGAAGACUUGAAAACUUUUACUGGCUUAUGGCUGGAGUACAAGUAGUAAAUUUUGUAUACUAUCUUAUAUGUGCAUCAUUAUAUAUAUACAAACCCUUGGAACAGAUUACUGAAGGAUGCAAGGGAACAGAUGUGGAAUUAGCUGAUGAAACAACUUUGUUAGACAAUUCUAAAGGUGAUGGACAAACAGAUAGAGCAAGAAAUGGAAUGAACUAAUAUAUUGCUUAGUUAAACUAGUAGACAUUUUAGUUUUCAAGUUUUAGUUGUCACAAGUUGAUACUAUUAAAUGUACCAAAAAAUAAAGGUUGAAA